Messenger RNA from Lolium perenne, 2173 nucleotides. RefSeq lists its product as uncharacterized. NCBI's taxonomy places the organism in Eukaryota, Viridiplantae, Streptophyta, Magnoliopsida, Poales, Poaceae. The record is from RefSeq and is a predicted model, not a curated record.
CCGGCCCAAAAACCAACCACAAGAAGAGGAGCCCGCUCCCCUCUGGAUGCCGCCGCCGACGCCGACGCCGACAUGACCGCCGCCGCGUGGCCGGUCUGCACAAUCUGCUACGAGGACCUCCGCCCGCUCUCCGACCAGCACCUCUACUGCCUCCCCUCCUGCGGCCACGUCUUCCACGCCCUCUGCGUCGAGCAAUGGCUGGAGUACUGCCCUGGCGCGGGCGGCAAGAAGAAGGGCACGUGCCCCAUCUGCAAGCGGGCAUGCGGCGCCUCCCACCCGCCGACCCGCCUCUUCUUCCAGUCAACAGGCGCGUGCCCCACGCAGGCGUCCCCUCGCUCGUCGCAGGGCGCCGACCCGGAGGCGCUCGCCGCCGAGGUCGCGCGGCUGGAGCAGAAGGCGGCGUCCCUUGGCCGGGUGCUCGACGAGCAGCGCGACGGGAUCCAGAAGCUUAACGCCGAGGUCGUUAGGUGGAAGGAGAAGGCGGCCGCCGCGGAGACGAUGCGGGAGGCGGCUAGGAAGGAGAAAGAGUAUGUGCAGCUGCAGCUCAAUGUGAAAACAGAGGAGCUGUCGAGGAGGACUACGGAGUGUGGGAGGUUGCAGGAGAGAAGCCUUGCGUUGGCAAAGGAGCUUGCUGCGCUGAAGCUGUCGACAGACAUGAACCUUCAAGAGGAAGAGAUCCUAAAGCUGGCUUCACUGGGUAACCAUGGUAAUCUUGAGAAUGCUGUUGACGUCCUGAAGAGAUCGCUUGCUCUUCGCAACAGGAGCUACAAAGAUUUGAUGGUCCAAUGCAAUCAUCUGGGAAGAUCUGAAACUCGCGCUAAGCAGAAGAUUGAGAAGGCCAGCGAGCUGAUAAAGAAGUUGAGGGCUAGGGUACUAGACCUUCAGAAGGAACUGGAAGAAAAGGAAAAUAAUGUUAUCAGGGACUUGAGGUCUUCCAAGAAAUUUAAAGCAGACCAGAACGAGACAAAUCCAGUAAAUCCCACUGCUAAUAAUGGUUUGUCUAGUCCAAGUGCUAGAUAUGGGAAUCAAAUUGCGAAGCGUGAUGACUUGAUGCAGGAUGGAAGCAACGAGAAGGCUCACUUGAACCAGUUGACUCCUGAAGCUAAAAAUGAUCUGAACUUGAAAGACAACAUGGACACCAAGUUUACAGAUGUGAUAGACUUAGAUGGGGAUGAUGACCACCUGAUAAGAUGUUCUACCAAGCCAUUUGGGAACAGUGAUUACACUUUGGAUGCACAGAAUCAGUCCGGUCGUUUUGAACAUGAUAACAAUGAGCCCACAACAUUUCGAUGCGGGCCUUCCUUUUUGAAGCACACAGAGGCAACUGGGAAAUCAACAUUUCAGGAGAAUAUUAUGAAGACAAAACCCCAAAACGUUCAAGAGCUUCCCAUUUCGAGAAGCAUGAACGAUACAACCUCAUGGAAGAAACAAGCACUGACAAUUGAUGCCAUCUCUAAACAAGCAACUCGGCUGGCUUCUGGCACUGGACCUCAGCAAUUUCACAAUUUAAAUUCUCUUUCUGAUGAUGAUUUUGAAACACCACGUGGAAGUACUGGUCUGGAAGGGGCAAGAAGAGGCAUUGGCAAUUGGUCCAAGGGCAUGGCAGCACCUAGGUCUCUAAAUGCAAAUGCAAACAGGGGCAAUCUGAUUUCCGUGGGGCAUGAUGGGCGAGGGGGAAAGGUGAAAGUCCUGAAAGAUCAUGGCCGGUUCCAGGGUAGCAAGACUCCAGCACUGUGGCCCAAAGCUCAGCAGAAGGCUGGAGGCAAAAGCGGGCAAUCUCAGAUAGAGCACUUCUUUGUGAAGAGAUGAUCCUACUGAAGAAUGCAUGUUGUGAUGAAAUGGCGCCUGAGAACAAUCUGCAUUCUGCCUCGUGUGGGUUCUGCCAUACUCGCAGGGAGAACUGGUUCCAGAUUUUGUAACUAGUUGAUGCUACGCCAUUGGUACUAGAGCAGUGGUGAUAGAAGCUGUACACAAUCUCCCAAUGGCCAAUGCUAUGUGAGGACCCUGAACUCCUAUCAGGAUCAGGUUUACAACACACACACACACUGGCUUGUACUGUGUAUUGUUCAGAGUUCAGAAGGCAACAAGGUGUCACUGUGAACUUGAUUCACUUUUUUUUUGUGUGUGUAUGGUAACUUGAUUCACAUGUGAAUACAUUGUUAAGCUUCAGUUU